AUGAACGUCUUUGCUCUCUUCAGAUCAUCGACCCCGGCGACAUCGAGAACAUGUAGUCGUCGCCUUUGGACUGAAGCUGGCUCCUCGCGUCCGCUGGUUCAGGUCGUGCGACAACGGAGAGCAUUUAACACCUCUACAGUCAUCGACUACCAGCCCAGCCAACCGGCUUUCUAUCCUAGAUGGAUCAAUAGAGUCCAAGUAUCCCAGUCGACGGAGGGCGAGGAGCCGGGAAAAGGCCAUGAACCAACGGCCGUGCGGCUAGACAGCCCGGAGGACUCACAGGCACCUCCAGGUUCGUCUGCGCCUCCAUCGUCAUCCUCAUCAUCUUCAGGGGAUGGCUCGGAUGGCUCACAGUCAGACUCGCCACCUCCGCCACCUCCACCACCUGAUCCUCCUGCACAAGCGCAGACGCAAAUCUCGAAGCAGUCUGUACCGGAAAUCUAUCCGCAGGUUCUCGCUCUUCCGAUCGCUCGUCGCCCGCUCUUCCCCGGUUUCUACAAGGCAGUUGUCAUCCGCAACCCAGCUGUGGUGGCUGCCAUUAAGGAGAUGAUGCGUAGAGGCCAGCCGUACCUUGGCGCGUUCUUGCUCAAGGAUGAACAUGCGGACAGCGACGUCAUCACGAACAUCGACUCGGUACACCAGGUUGGAGUUUUUGCACAGAUCACUAGUGUCUUCGCUGCGAAUCCAGGUCCAGGAGCCAAAGAGGGCGAACAAGAGGAGGGUCUAACAGCCGUACUUUACCCCCACCGACGCAUCAAGAUCACAGAUUUGGUCAAAGCUGGCGGUACUGCCGCCGCGAAAGUCGAAACCGUGCCAGAAACAGAAGCACAGCUGCCCACGCCCCCUGCAACGCCGGAACCAGGUGCCAAGGAACUGGACGUAACUCAGCACGCAAUCAUGCAGACGGCCUUCUUGCAGAAGUUCGACGUCUCUGUCGUCCGCGUCGAGAACCUCGCGACUCAGCCGUACAACAAGGACGAUCAGUACAUUCGCGCAUUUAUGUCCGAGAUUGUAUCUGUCUUCAAGGAUAUCGCCCAGCUCAACCCGCUCUUCCGUGACCAGAUUACCAACUUCUCUAUCAACCAGGUCGCCUCGAACGUCUUUGAUGAGCCGGACAAACUGGCAGACUUUGCGGCUGCGGUUUCGACGGGAGAAGUUCAGGAGUUACAGGAUGUCUUGGAGAGCUUGGUUGUCGAGAAUCGACUCCAGAAGGCUCUGUUGGUACUCAAGAAGGAGCUCAUUAAUGCUCAGCUUCAAAGCAAGCUCUCCCGCGAUGUCGACAGCAAGAUUGCGAAACGUCAACGAGAGUAUUACCUCAUGGAGCAGUUGAAGGGCAUCAAAAAGGAACUUGGUAUGGAGUCAGAUGGCAAGGACAAGAUGAUUGAAAAGUUCAAGGAGCGCGCUGCGCAGCUCAAGAUGCCAGAGGCUGUUAAGAAGAUCUUCGACGAGGAGCUCAACAAACUCCAGCACCUAGAGCCGGCUGCUUCUGAGGCGAAUGUCACUAGGAACUACUUGGAAUGGCUCACACAGAUCCCCUGGGGUCAACAUUCGCCUGAGAACUAUUCGAUUACCCACGCGCAGAAGGUCCUCGACGAGGAUCACUACGGCCUGAAGGACGUCAAGGACCGUAUCCUCGAAUUUCUCGCUGUAGGCAAGCUCCGUGGUACUGUCGAAGGCAAGAUUAUCUGUCUUGUUGGCCCUCCUGGUGUUGGCAAAACGUCCAUUGGCAAGUCAAUUGCGCGUGCUCUUGACAGACAGUUCUUCCGGUUCUCAGUCGGUGGUCUUACGGACGUGGCGGAGAUCAAGGGUCACAGGCGAACAUAUGUUGGUGCCCUCCCUGGCAAGAUCAUCCAGGCCCUGAAGCGCGUGGGAACGGAAAACCCGCUCGUUCUCAUCGACGAGGUCGACAAGAUUGGUCGUGGACACAAUGGAGACCCUUCUAGCGCGCUGCUUGAGAUGUUGGACCCGGAGCAGAAUACGGCGUUCCUGGACCACUACAUGGAUGUCCCAGUCGACCUCUCUAGGGUGCUUUUCGUCUGCACCGCCAAUGUUCUUGACACGAUCCCAGCCCCUCUGCUUGAUCGCAUGGAGGUUAUCGAAGUUAGUGGCUACGUGUCUGAGGAGAAGAUGCACAUCGCACAGCGGUAUCUCGCACCUCAGGCAAGGGAGUCUUCUGGCUUGAAGGAUGCGGCCGUUGAGCUGGAUGGUUCCUCAAUUGACGCGCUGAUCAAGUACUACUGCCGCGAGAGUGGUGUUCGGAACCUGAAGAAACACAUCGAGAAGGUACGCGGUAUCUACCGCAAAGCUGCCCUAAAGAUCGUUGAGGAUCUUGGCGAGGACGCCUUCCCCGAGCCCGCUGCUUCCGUCGCCUCCACUGAGGAGGCGAAGGACGCCAAGUCUGAGAAGCCUCAAGAAUCCGAGACCGAGACCGUCGAAAGGACAGUUGAGAGACUGGAUGCUCCCGUGAGCGGGAUCAGCGCGACCGAGACCGCCACGCCGAAGCAAGAGAGUGAGGAUAGCGAACGCAAGGUCACCACUGUCCAACGCAAGCCUAUGAAGGUCCCCGACACUGUUCACGUCAAGAUCACGCCUGAGAACCUCAAGGAUUAUGUUGGUCCCCCGGUGUACUACAAGGACAGAAUGUACGUUAAGCCACCACCAUCCGGUGUCAGCACCGGUCUCGGUUACCUGGGCAAUGGCUCUGGCGCCGUUAUGCCCAUAGAAGCUACAGUCAUGCCCGGCAAAGGCCAUCUACAGUUGACCGGCAAGCUCGGUGAGGUCAUCCGCGAGAGCGCGCAGAUCGCGCUCAGCUGGGUGAAGAGCCAUGCACACGAGCUUGGUAUCGUUGCUACCGCAGACGAGCAGAUUCUUGACAACAAGGAUGUGCACGUCCACAUGCCUGAGGGCAGUAUUGGCAAGGAGGGACCCAGCGCGGGCACCGCCUUGCUGACCGCCUUCGUUUCUCUUUUUACAAAGACCAAGGUCAACCCCGAUAUUGCCAUGACUGGUGAGAUCUCCCUUGUCGGUCAGGUUCUGCCCGUUGGCGGCCUGAAGGAGAAGAUUCUCGCCGCGCACCGCGCCAACAUUAAGACAAUUAUUGCGCCUGCCGCCAACCGGCCAGACAUCGAGGAGAACGUGCCCGAGAGCGUGAAGACGGGUAUCCGGUUCGUGUAUGUCGAGGACGUGCGUGAGGUCCUCCGCGAGGUCUUCGGCAACGAGCCAAUCGCCCAGACGUGGAAGGAGACGCUUCUGAACGACUCCACUUAA
This is a messenger RNA of Phanerochaete carnosa HHB-10118-sp, 3267 nucleotides long. RefSeq lists its product as uncharacterized. The transcript is spliced from 7 exons. Gene Ontology annotation, cellular component: mitochondrial matrix. Bases 1 to 3267 code for a protein of 1088 amino acids. Gene Ontology annotation, molecular function: ATP-dependent peptidase activity; ATP binding; single-stranded DNA binding. NCBI's taxonomy places the organism in Eukaryota, Fungi, Basidiomycota, Agaricomycetes, Polyporales, Phanerochaetaceae. Gene Ontology annotation, biological process: protein catabolic process; chaperone-mediated protein complex assembly; mitochondrion organization. The record is from RefSeq and is a predicted model, not a curated record.